Cladophialophora immunda is the source of this 2630-nucleotide messenger RNA. RefSeq lists its product as uncharacterized. The coding region runs from base 47 to 1228 and encodes 393 amino acids. The record is from RefSeq and is a predicted model, not a curated record. The transcript is spliced from 3 exons. Lineage: Eukaryota; Fungi; Ascomycota; Eurotiomycetes; Chaetothyriales; Herpotrichiellaceae.
CUCUUCUGUGAAUCCGUCCGGACACGAUGAUUCAAUCCGAUGCACCAUGAAAGAAGGCAAGACAGGCCAGUCUGACCCGAGCAAAAGCUCUCAGGCGGCUUCAACGCUUGCCCUCAAAAGAGCGAGAGAUCGAAGGGCUCAGCAAGCGAUGAGAGAUCGAGCGAAAGCCGAGAUUGGAGCUUUACGAGACCAAGUGUCACAACUAUCCGAACGCCUGAGAGUCCAGGAAUCCACCUACUCCCGGGACGUGUCGCACUACAUCCGUGAAAACCAUGAAUUGAGACGGCGCGUGGAGGACUUGCACCUCUACCCGCUGCUCCGUCCGUCGCCUUUCGAGCAUGGGAGUCAGUCCUACCAGCGGAUGAAGGGUGCUAGGGCUCCGAACGUUCGAAUAUCACUGGAUCAGUCGAUCCUUGCCGGUCUUAUAUCUCAGAAAGCGACACUGGGUCUCUCGCCAGCAGAGGGACGACCUUUGCAGGGCUCCCAAGAUCCCUACAACAGUAUAUCGUCUGCAAGCGAACCCGAUUAUCUUCGCGUUCCUUUACAAGGUCCGCCAGAAAAUCCCUCCGACCGCAUCGUGCAGCCAUUUGUUCACAAAAUGCGAGCAUUGGUUCGUGCUCCGGAGGCUGAAAUGGACUUCCCCUCGCCUGAAGUUCGCGAUCCGCCUUCGCCGACACCGAGGUUGUCGCCAUCAGCCGUCCAGGUUGAGGUCUCUCGAGUCAUUGCCGACAUCAUUUACACCUAUCCCGAGUUCGACACCAUUGCGAAGAAGGUUGCAUGUAUCAUGUCUUCAACAAGUGCUCUGACUUGGCAGAUAUUGAGGACCAAAGAGGCUUACGAUCAGAUGCUGCCUUGGAUGCGGCCGACCAGGCUCCAGCUCGAAGUACGCCAUUCGGCCUGGCUCGAUCGUGUCAUGUGGCCGCACGCGCGAGAUUGCCUUAUUCGCGAUCCUACCAUCACGUUUGAACAGUACUCGGACGCCUUUGCGCCCUCAUUCAGCUUAAACUGGCCAUAUUCGGACGACGACGUCAUCCUCGAAGAAACAGAUCCCGACACAGGGGUCAAGUCCUUUCACGUGCACCCUGCAUUUGAAGAGCACGUCCGAGACAUGAAGAAUUGGACCUUGACUGGUAUUGACUCUAAAUUCUGGCACACUUUUCCACAGCUAGCCAUCGCUGUGGAGGAGAGUCGAAAAGAGUUUGGAGGCUUCAGAGACCGUCGAGGUUGAAGUCGAGGCUUUUGCUGUUGCUCACAUCGGAACGUUGAUCAAGCGUUAUCGAUGCUCGAUUAUUAGCGGUGUUUACAUCUAUUGCUCGCUGGGAUGAUGUCCUCCGCCUGUGUCGACAAGUACAGCUGUGUUUUGCUCUUGGUAAAGCAUCACAUCACAUCAUGUUCACGUUAACAACACUAUGAACAGUCAACUACGCGAUCAAGACGUGGCUAUGAUGUUCCAAAAGUCCCAAACUCUGGCAAAUCCUGCUCUUUGAAGGUAGAGUCUCGGCAAACACCUACCAAGGCUCUCGCAUACGCGAUAUAACGCCCAAUCACUCCUCCUGCUUCCUGUAGAAGCCCAGCCUUUCCAACACUCCCCGAUCCGAAAACGCAAAAAGAUAGACAUCGCCUUGGUCACUUGCCGUGUGUGACACACUCGACCAUGCCGGUACGGCAAACGUGUCGUUCUCCUUCCAUUUCAGUAUCGUCUCGGUACCAUUGCCGCUUACGAUGCGAGUCGAACCCGUGCCCUGGGGAAUGUGGUAAACGAAUGAACAGGUUUCCCGUAUAGCCGGGCUAGUUGUGCCCGCUGCGACGCGCUCGGCCUGGGCGGAGAGGGUGUUGGAUAUCGGGUCGCCGUCCGGAGUGAGGUAGUGGUGGACGCUAUGGGGACGGGAGGAGGAGAGAAGCUCUUUUACAGGCGCCCAGGGGAAAUGCAAGUUCGGGCUGGACUCGACAGGCCUGUCGUGAUACAUGUUAACACGACUUGGGUUCGAGUUGGGGGCAACGCAAGGGUACCAUCGAUGAUAGACAAGCGUUUCGGGGUGACUUACUCGCGCGGGAAGCGCUUCUCAUGGUAUGCCUGGGCAAAGUUGACUGGAAUCCCCUGGAACAGCGGGAGAUCUAAGCCGUCAAGCCAGAUCAUGGGUCCCUGGCCUUCGUGGCCGUGGUCAUGGAAUGUCCACGAGGGCGUGAGGAUCACGUCACCCUUUUCCAUGGAGAUUUUCUUGCCGUCCACGGAGGUGAAGCCUCGACUGCCUUCGAUGAUGUAGCGCAGGGCGAAAGCUACGUGUUUGUGAGCCGGCGCAGUUUCGCCUGGAUUGAUGAUCUGAAGACCCGCGUACAGGGUGUCGGUUGUGUAUGGGGCCUCUGAAUCGCUCCGUCAGUGAUGUCCACCUACACUGUGUGGCUCAGGCUGGCGACUUACUCAUGGAGGGAUUGUUCAGCAUGAGUACUCGGCGUUCUGCUUGUUCCUCUGGGAUUAUUUGGCUGGCUGUGAUGAGAUCGGGAUGUAGCUCAUCAUACCUCCAGAUCGCAGGCGUUGCCUUUGGUGCUGGGAUCUGUGAGACCAAGGCGUCCAUAACUGUCCAUAGAGGGCCGACAUUCUUGGCUGGCAGACGUUUCAGGAAGUCUCUCUG